AUGAAAAAAGCUCGUUUGUUCCACUUGUUUUUUCUCGUCGUUGGCAUAUCAAUCGGCAUUUUCUCCACUCUAUGCCUCAAAAGCUUCUCCUUCUCCAUUCCUUCACUCCUCCUAAUAUCUCCCAUUUCCCUCUCCAUAUCCGACAAUCCAUCCGUCAUACCUUUAUCGUCGACAAACGAAACCUUUAAUGAUCGCACUAAUGUUAGUACCGAAGAUAAUCUUCGCGCACCUCCUCCGCCACUGAUCAUACUUUCGUCACCAAACGAAACUUCUAAUUACACUAACAAUAUUACUAGUCCUACUAAUUUUUCAAUAGGAAACGACUCCACACAAAGCAUGAGUGAAGACGAGGAGUUGUUUACGAGGGCGUCGAGGGUGCAAGGAUCCACGGGCAAAGAGUCGAAGGCAAAAGUAGCUUUUCUAUUCUUGGCGCGGGGGCCAUUGCCCCUUGCUCCGUUUUGGGACGGCUUCUUCAAAGGACACGACGGGUUGUUCUCAGUCUACGUUCACUCUCACCCUUCCUACAAUGACUCCUCUUCACCUGUCCCUAAGGGCUCUGCUUUCUACAGGAAAAGAAUCCCUAGCAAGCCGGUGGAUCGUGGUUCGAUCUCCAUGGUUGACGCCGAGCGGCGGCUCCUGGCGAAUGCCCUCCUCGACUCCUCCAAUCAAAGGUUCGUCCUCGUAUCCGAAUCCUGUAUCCCGGUCUUCAACUUCACCACCGUCUACGACUACCUAAUGGGCGCCAACGGGAGCUUCCUGGGCACGAUCGAGGACCCGUGGAAGAGGAGCAAGUGGCGGUACGACCGCCGGAUGCUGCCCACCGUCAACGUCAAUCAGUGGCGGAAGGGGUCGCAGUGGUUUUCGAUCCGACGCGACAUCGCCGGGAUAGUCGUCUCCGACAAGGAAUUUUACAGAGCGUUCCACGAUUUCUGCCCGGCGCUGCCGUGUUUCAGCGACGAGCAUUAUCUGCAGACGCUGGUGAACGUUUUGUGCCCGGAGCUGAACACGAAGCGGGCCGUGACGUGGUGUGACUGGUCGCUGGGCGGGGGCCACCCGAGGACGUUCGGGCGGCUCGAUGUGAACGUUGAGCUGCUGGAGCGUAUACGGUUCGGGUCCGAGUGUGUGUACAACGGCAACGUUACCAACGUCUGUAACCUUUUUGCUAGGAAGUUUGCGCCCACUGCUCUUGGGCCGUUGUUGGAGAUUGGGCCCUCGGCUCUGGGUUUUGAUCUUUGA
Messenger RNA from Striga hermonthica, 1236 nucleotides. Lineage: Eukaryota; Viridiplantae; Streptophyta; Magnoliopsida; Lamiales; Orobanchaceae. The record is from the annotation of a GenBank genome assembly.